Hyaloscypha bicolor E is the source of this 1375-nucleotide messenger RNA. RefSeq lists its product as uncharacterized. NCBI's taxonomy places the organism in Eukaryota, Fungi, Ascomycota, Leotiomycetes, Helotiales, Hyaloscyphaceae. The record is from RefSeq and is a predicted model, not a curated record. The transcript is spliced from 4 exons. Bases 135 to 1277 code for a protein of 380 amino acids.
UUUCAAAAUGGUUCGUGUCGCCCUCUUGUGCCACACAUUUUGAAACCUCAUCGUCGUUGGUUUUCCACCUCUCUUGAACUUCCUCUUCGCCCAGCUUCCUCCUAAGGGUCAAGUAUGAGCUGGUAACAGCGAAAAUGGCCCCUCACACGAAAGUUGAGAUUCUGAUCUCAAUUAUAUGCGCGCUCCAUGGCGUCCUCGGCGCAGAUGGCGCCGCAACUGCAACUCUCAAUCUCGGCGGUAACCCCUUUGCCUUUAGCACCGCGACAACCAGCGCAAACAGCGUCAUCGUUGAAACCAGCAGCGCGAGUGCUGCUAACGGUAACGGCGGCGAACCGGGAGCAAUAACGACAGCCGCCCCAGGUGAUCUCUCAACGGUGAGCAUAACCGGCUCGGAUGGAUAUGCAGUCGCCGAGGGCUGCGUCCGAGAAUGCCUGAUGCAGGAAGCAUUCGGCGGACAACCGGAUGGGCUCAUACUCGCUGCGGCGCUGGGCUGCACUAGUCCUUACUACAACGGCUGCUACUGCACCGCAGCCGUAGCCACCAAGGCCACCUCCCUGAUUUCCAGAUGCAUCAUCGAGGUCUGCACCGGCACGGCAGAGAUCCCAGACGCCUUCUCAAUCUACGACACCUACUGCACCUCAGCCGGCUACCCGCGCAGCGUCCUCGCCACAACAACUACCGUCAACGCCAGCAACCCUUCAACAGCAGUCGUCACCGGCGCCAUCGUCUACACCAUAACGAACGGCGGCUCCACCUUCCAGGUCACCGAAACCGGCGUGCAAACCCUCAUCACCACCCCAACCUCCGCCCCCAACUCUGGAAGGGGUGGAGGGCAAAAGGUUAAUGUUGCGGGAAUUGUGGGCGGGGUGCUGGGUGCGUUGGUUCUGAUUGCGGUGAUGUUGGGAGCUUUCUUGGUUUGGUUGCCGAGAAGGCAGAAGAAGAAGGCUCUUCUUGUCCAACAGCAGGUUAGUACGCAGUCUCAGACGCCAGGGGAGCCGGCGAGUACGUUCGUACCUGGUGCUGCGGCGGUGGGGGUUAGGAAGGCAGGAGGGAGGGCGGAACUUCCUGAGAAGGGGGGUGGUGGGGUGGUGGGGGAGAAAGAGAUUAUUGAGGAUGUUGAGAAGGAGGGGAAGGUUGGGACGGAUCUGGCGGUGGAUAGGGCGGUUGAGAUUGAUGGCAGCGGUACGCAGGGGAGGUAUGGGCUUAGGGCUGAAGAGUUGGAUAGUGAGGGUAGCGAGGCUGAGAAACCGGACGGGUCUGGUUUGGUAUCCUGCUGAUAGAGGACGCUGAGAUAUAUAGAGAAGAGCGAGUAAGCAGGUCCGCUUGUAACCAUCGUAGAAUAUUACUUGAGCAAAAUCAAACAGGAUAUUGUGAC